AUGGGUCUACGCGUAUGGUUGAAUCGAGUGCGUCAAUUGUUCAUAUUCUCCGUUGUGGCGUUCGCUUCGAAUUUUGAGAACGGAUUUUCCACCACCUACUUGAAUACACCAGUUGAACAAUUCAAAGCUUAUCUGAACGAGUCCUACUCGAGAAUGGGCAAGACUAUGACAAAACCGAUCUACGCAAUGAUGUGGAAUUCAAUUUUAAACAUUUGGUUUGUUGGCUUCUUCAUCGGAAUCUGGUUCAGUCCGAUUCUCAAUGACAGAUUUGGACGAAAAAUUGGCUUCCUGAUCGGCUGCGGAGUGGCACUGUUGGGUGCAAUUCUGCGACUUCUCGCCAUCUGUCUGUAUCGGCCAGAACUUCUUAUCGCCGGUAGAUUUGUUACGUCGAUGUGUGAGGCGAUUACCUAUCAAUCGUGCAUCCUCUAUCUUCAGGAAUCUUCACCAACGCAUCAACGAGGCACAAUGACAUUUCUGAGCGAGAUCUCGUACUCUUUGAUGUGCUUGGUUGGAAUGUUGCUAGGCACUCGUCAACUGCUCGGCGACAACCUGGUGGCUUUAAUGGCAUUUCCCAUACCAUUCUGUACAUUUUUCUUCACUGCAUUGUUUUUUCUGCCGGAAACGCCGAAAUUUCUUCUUAUUGCUCGUUCAAAUCGGGUAGAAGCCGAGCGCUCCCUUAGGUUCUACCAUGGAUCGGAUUCUGAUGUGAAUGAGGUCAUCAAAGAGAUGGUGAUGGAAGCUGAAGAUGAAAUGGAGCCGGCUGCUGCAUCGUGCGGCUCUGUCAAGGAGAUCUUCACCGAGCCGCAUUUGAGAAGAGCUGCACUUCUAAGUAUCUCCGCUCUGCAGAACACUGUGGCAUUCUGGUCAAUGCUGCUUUCGUCGACGUACUUCCUUGAAAAAAUCGGACUUCAUCAGGCUGUAGCCUCGUGGUGCAGUACCGCUAUGGCCCUGGGCUACAUAGUUGGUACUGUGGCAGGUUCAAUAUGGAUUGAAAAGCUCGGUCGUCGCACCAUUCUGCUUUCUUUCACCGUCGUCGAUAACGUGCUACUGGUGUUGUAUGUGGUGUGCUCUGAACUCGGUCCAGUUGUGGAAUCGUUCAAAUUCGGCUGUCUUGGGCUACUCAUCAGUUACGCUUUCGUCUAUGGAAGCGGUGUCGGUCCGAUUUCGUGGUUUAUCUCAUCGGAACUAGUGCCGCAAAAAUAUCGCAGUUUGAUGCAGUCCAUCAGCUACGCUGUGAACACUGUGAUCGUGGUCGUGCUCAGCUUCUCCGUCCUUCCGCUUUACGGUGUUAUCGGAUCAUAUGCAUUCCUUAUCCUCUACACUGUUCCGUCAACAGGAGCCAUUGUCAUUCUCUAUAAGUGUUUACCGGAGACCAAAGGCAGAGAAAUACACGAGAUUGUUGCUGAAUUACGAGGAAAGACGAAGUCAAGUUGA
Molecule: messenger RNA, 1434 nt
Organism: Angiostrongylus costaricensis
Lineage: Eukaryota; Metazoa; Nematoda; Chromadorea; Rhabditida; Metastrongylidae
Source: the annotation of a GenBank genome assembly